Molecule: messenger RNA, 3521 nt
Organism: Gasterosteus aculeatus aculeatus (three-spined stickleback)
Lineage: Eukaryota; Metazoa; Chordata; Actinopteri; Perciformes; Gasterosteidae
Product: vang-like protein 1
Biological process (GO): multicellular organism development
Cellular component (GO): membrane
Source: RefSeq, a predicted model, not a curated record
CCAUGCUGCCUCCCUCCGUGGUGCUGCUGAACCACAAUGGGCAGGACCGUGUGAGGGAGCUGCCCUGUCAGUGCGGCACGGACGCGCCUCAGCACCACCGAAACCACCGCGCCGGGACGCAGGAGCGGAAUAUGGCACGCGUCUGAGAGGGGGAAAGGUCAAUGUGGCUACUAAAUCAGCUAUCUGGGGUAGUUGUCAGUCGCUGCGGAUUCCUGAGGCCCGUCUCUAUAGCAACCCCUUCCUCCUCCUGAGCGCUGCUGGCAACUAACCCUCUCUGCCACUCGACGGUCGCUCCCCAGCCCCCUGGCCAAUAGCCAGCUCCGUACUGCGCUGGAAUGGACACCGAGUCGACCCACUCGGGCUACUCUUAUCACUCCAGCCGCUCGGGGAGAUCGAACCGGCACGGCGAUCGAAGCCGUGAGCGGCACAAGGCGAGCAGCAGCAAAGACAGCACGCGCUCCGAGAGGUCCGUCGUCAUCAACCCCCCCGACACGCCCUCGCAGGACUCCCCCGUUCACAAUGGAGAGCCGCUGCCAGGAGAGCCCACGUCCACAGCAGACCAGGAGGACGAGGGCCAGGACGAUAACUGGGGGGAAACCACCACCGCGGUGACGGGCACCUCCGAGCUGAGCAUUUCCCAGGAGGAUGUGGUCGGACUCGGGAAGGAAAUGCAAGACCGGACCCGAGGCUUCCGGCGUUACCUUCCGCUGGCCGUGGGCUCGUUUGUGGCGCUGAUGGUGCUGGCCACUCCCCUGGCCUUCCUGCUCCUUCCGGUUCUAAUGUGGCCCGACAGACUGCAGGCUUGUGGCGCCGCCUGCGAGGGCCUCUUUCUUUCCAUCGCCUUCAAGCUCCUCAUCCUCCUCAUGGCCAUGUGGGCCUUGUUCCUCAAGCCGGGCCGCGCGAGCCUGCCCAGAGUGUGUGUGUACCGCGCCUUCCUCACCACACUCACACUCCUGCUCACCAUGUCUUAUUGGCUCUUCUUCGGGGUCCGGAUCCUUGAUGCGCAGGAUGAGGACUACCAUGGGAUAGUCCAGUUUGCUGUGUCCCUCGUGGACUCCCAGCUGUUUGUCCACUACCUGGCCGUGGUGCUAAUGGAGCUACGUCACCUCCAGCCCUGCUACACCGUGUGUGUCAUACGCUCCACAGACGGAGAGACGCGCCAAUACAACAUAGGACAGCUGAGUGUUCAAAAGGCUGCUCUGUCCAUUUUGGAGUAUUACUACAGAGACUUCCCGCUCCACAACCCGGCCCUUCUGUCCGCCUCCAAACACCGGGCCGCCAAACACCUGGCCGGGUUGAAGGUCUACAACGUGGAUGCCCCAGGGAGCACUGCAGGAGCGCAGCCUGGUAACGGGAAUCAGUCACGAGCGAUGGUCACAGCUGCCGCCAAACGCAAAGACAGCGCCCACAACGAGCUGUACUACGAGGAGGCUGACUACGAGAGAAGAGUCCGUAAACGUAGAGCCAGGCUGGUGGUGGCUGUGGAGGAGGCCUUCACACAUGUCCGCCGGAUGAAGAAAGAGGAUGAGCAAGCCACGCCGUCCGACAUCAUGGAUGUGCGUGAGGCAGCUCUGGCUAUAUUUCCCUCCAUGGCCAGGGCCCUGCAGAAGUACCUCCGCACCACCAGGAGGCAGCACUGCCACAGCAUGGAGAGCAUCCAGACGCACCUCGCAUUCUGCCUCGUCAACAACAUGAGUCCUAAGGCCUUCCUUGAGGCCUACCUGGCCCCUGGUCCGACCCUGCAGUACGGCCCUGAGCGCUGGAUGGCCGACCAGUGGACUUUGGUCAGCGAGGCUUCUGUCACCGGCGGCAUAAAGGAGGGCUCAGAGUUCCUACUGAAGUGUCUUGACUUUAGCUUAGCUGUGACCAUCAAGGGCAUCCCGUACAUUCGACUGACCGAGGAGUACAUCGACCCCAAGUCUCACAAGUUUAUACUGCUGCUCCAAUCAGAAACCUCAGUUUAACGCAGUGGGCCAGCGCUGCUGAUCUGGACUUAUGGGACUGUUACCAUUUUUGGAGUGAAUUUUUUUAACAAUGACUUUUUGUACUGUUUUUCGUUGUUGUUGUUUUUUACCUAUGUGUAUGUAAGUUUUUCACAUAAAUAUCUCGUGUCCUCGUCUUUCUUCCGGUCAACACGAAAGCAUUAAAAGGUAGAAAACGGGGGGAGGAUGUCCUUGUUGGGUUAUUUGCAGAUCACAUUUCAGGUGUUCCUCUAGCAUGUGUGAGUCUUCACAGGGGGAGUUCAUGAUAGAAGCAGUGUGUUUGAUUUAAUGACCAGGAUAUUUGAUGAAGCCCACAACAAUUCUCACCAAAAUGUUUCUUUUUCAGUCUCAGCAAUGAUUAUUUAAAUGUCCCGUAAUGCAGAUGUAUGUACAGUAUUUAUAUGUGAAUAUUUCUUUAUCCCUUCAGACUUUUUAUAUCAAAUUUUGCAUUGCUUGAAUGAUUUUUUUUACCUUGUCAAAAUGAUUUAGCCUUGUCUGUAUUUGUGGAGAUAAAUGGACUGUAAAUAGAUGAAAGGCAUGUUCGUAAAUGUCAAAAUCACUGGAAUUUCUUUGACUGAAUGCCAACCUCAGUAAAGCUGAAUAUAGAUGGUGUAGGGAAUAGAUUGUGAGCAAACACAUGUGACUUCUUGUUAUGUAUGUAUACCGUAGUGUGUGCAGUAUACACUGAACUAUUUGUAGGCUAAUAGACAUAUACUUCCUGUUUGGACGGCUUUGACAUUUAUGUGGUUGAUCUUAUAUAUCUUGUUAUAAAAAGGACACUUUGGGCUGUUUAAUUUAAAAACGUAUCCUCCUUUUUUAUCUUAAUUCAUCAUGAGGUGUAUUUUUACAGCUUCUUCUACAUUUACAUAAUGCAUUAGACAAUGCAUAGCCCAAAUUCAUUUUACUUACAUAAGUAGUAAAAGAUUUUGGUUAAGUUUCCCAUAGUAUCUCACCAAAAUGAAUUUGCUCACUUCUCUGGCAAAUGUUUUGAACAAGUGUAAAUUACCUGAAGCCAGCGUCAGUAUUUCUGCUUCCAGUGUUUUGUUUCACUGCCACACUGCUGCCACCUUACUACAGCUACUGGAACAGCACCACUUUCUUGAGCAUUAAUCGCAUUUGUGUGAGUAUCUGUAGUUUUAAAAUCCUUUGUAUUCAUGAGUCCUGGUACGUGCUGAAAGUUAUAUCCACACAAGUGUCACCGUGGUCACCGAUGGUGCAGUUUUGUUGAGGCUUUUAGAGUUUUGAUGGUUGCGAAAAGUUCUUUAUUACACAUGUGCCUCAGUUAAAGGUAGGUUGUGCUCAGCAUACUGUACAUGUGUGGCCAAUUAUGUGUGUGUGUGUGUGUGUGUGUGUGUGUGUGUGUGUGUGUGUGUGUGUGUGUGUGUGUGUGUGUGUGCCUGAAUAAGAGAGAGAGAUCAUUGGAAAUAAAAAGGGAACAUGAGGAAGAAAAGAGGUUGCUUUUUAAAUGCUUUGUCCUCGUCUUCUUUUCACAGAAACUGUCACAUUUGUAAAAAUAAUAAAUAUUUGUAUGAACCUUUU